GACCCGUUGUACCGCGUCAGCACCGGUAACUAUGAGUACCGCUUGAUUCUGCGCUGUCGACAGGAAGCUCGCGCACGGUUCGCCAAGAUGCGCAAGGACGUUCUGGAGAAAAUCGAACUCCUGGACCAGAAACACGUUCAGGACAUCGUGUUCCAGCUGCAGCGCUUCGUCUCCGGCAUGUCACGCUAUUACGACGACUGCUACGGCGUGCUGAAAGAGGCCGACGUGUUUCCCAUCGAGGUGGAUCUGUCCCGCACCAUGAUCAACUACAGCGGACAGAGUCUCUCAUACGAGGACGAGGAGGAGGAAGAGAUGGGCAGAGGAGGAGAGGAAGACGCUCCGCAGGCUGAGAACGGAGCCGAGAAACUCAUCGACGACGAGUGAGUGAGCGAGCCAAUGAAUGAGUGAAUUAUCAGGUGAAAUAAUAAAAGAAAGGAAUGUGAAGGAUCUCAUUGUCGCUGAAAAAAACUACACAUUCUACAGAUG
Sinocyclocheilus anshuiensis is the source of this 486-nucleotide messenger RNA. RefSeq names its product PRKCA-binding protein-like. The coding region runs from base 88 to 384 and encodes 98 amino acids. The record is from RefSeq and is a predicted model, not a curated record. Gene Ontology annotation, molecular function: phospholipid binding; protein kinase C binding; protein domain specific binding. The transcript has 2 exons. Gene Ontology annotation, biological process: positive regulation of receptor internalization; intracellular protein transport; dendritic spine maintenance. Lineage: Eukaryota; Metazoa; Chordata; Actinopteri; Cypriniformes; Cyprinidae. Gene Ontology annotation, cellular component: synaptic vesicle; postsynaptic density; neuron projection.